AUGUUGCCAAGGAUGUUCACAAAAGGCGGCUUGCUCCUGGCUUUGUUCUGCUGCUGCGUAUCCGGUGUCAUCAGAUUCGAUCAGCUCCUGGAAGGAAAUUCUGACAAUCAACUACCACAAGACCCUGUUAUUUCGCCACGACUCGACCCCUUUGACCUGACCCACGGCAACAGGAGCAGUGCCAAAGACGCCGGGCCUCAACUCUCCAAAAUGCUGGAGAAAACCAAGCAACAGGAAGUCCAAUCAUCGAAAAUAAACAAAUCCCGCGCAGAUGACAAAGAGUCCCGCAGAUCUGAAGCGUCCGUAAGUUCUUCCGGGGGCACAGGAGAAAACGGCGACGAAGGAAACAGCAGCGGAAAUUACGCCAAUUUAGAAAAUAGCAGUUCCUCCGGGCCUGUGGUAGUCAUGGUUUCUGGGAUAGAGCCUUCUUCCAGCACUGGGCCUGAAGAAGAAAAUGUGGAUAAACCGAAACCAGAGAAGAAGAAGCAGAAAAAGAAAAAGAAGAAAGGUCAGAAGCCUCCGAAAAAGGUCAAGAAGAAGCAGAAGGAACCUAAUCCUCAACGCCCUCAAAUGCCCAAGAUGAAGAUCAAAAUCAUCAAAAGGUGA
This is a messenger RNA of Notodromas monacha, 606 nucleotides long. Lineage: Eukaryota; Metazoa; Arthropoda; Ostracoda; Podocopida; Cyprididae. The record is from the annotation of a GenBank genome assembly.